UAAUUGUUAGACGUAGACGUUUCGAGUAUUUCGCGUUUGACCGUCCGGGUAGAAUUCGACGCAAUUUAUGUCGGAGAAUAGUCUUGUACGAAUUCGAUCGGGAUCGCCGUACAGUUCAGCGACGGAAUGAGUAUCGCGCUCGUGGGGUGACACGUGGCGCGUACUCGAAUUCUGCUUGUUCGCCGUGGAACACGCUAUCCUUCACUUGUGAUCUGCAUUAAACUGAAAUAUAAUUUUGGGUGCUUUCCAGCAAGGAACACAGGCGAUACUGUGUGGCACAGUGUCAGACACAGUGCUUUCCAACAACGACACAGCGAAGCACAUCUCGACACAGCAUCGGUGUAGAGUUCGAGUGUGUUCUGUAGGCAUUGUUGCCAAUCUUUAAAAACAUGUUUCAAUGUGAGCAUUGCUCUUCAGAAAUAACUCUUGACGACGUACCGAUUCAUCAAUGCUUUAUUGAACAGGAUGUUUAUAUGAAAGAAAACAAUAUUCUUUUUGCAACUACAACAAAACAAUCAUCUGAUAGCUGUGAUAUGAAUAAAAAGCAAUCGGAAGAUGAAUGUAUUCUUCCAGAAAUAUCUUCAGGAUCUUCUGAGCCGGUUAAUACAAAACAGCAAGCUGUUUGGGACAAACGUGCAACACUUGCAUUACUAGCUUUAUAUGAAGCAAAUAUAGAAAACAUUGAUCAUCCUAAAAAGAAGACCAAAAUUUGGUCAAAAAUUUCCAUGGGUUUGCUCGAACAUGGUAUUGAGGUGAGUUUCAUCUUAAUAUACAAUGUGCAUAUAUCAAAGGUCUUUAGAAUUUCUCCUAUAAGAUGGAAUAAAUUUAAUUGUGAAUUAGACUAAUUUUUUUAUUAUAAACAUCAGGUGUUGUUAAAAAUUGA
Molecule: messenger RNA, 883 nt
Organism: Temnothorax curvispinosus
Lineage: Eukaryota; Metazoa; Arthropoda; Insecta; Hymenoptera; Formicidae
Exons: 4
Coding region: 390-845 (151 amino acids)
Source: RefSeq, a predicted model, not a curated record